Mirounga angustirostris (Northern elephant seal) is the source of this 7856-nucleotide messenger RNA. It is a transcript of the gene SACK1H, whose product is annotated as family with sequence similarity 83 member H. The coding region runs from base 2864 to 6409 and encodes 1181 amino acids. Gene Ontology annotation, molecular function: keratin filament binding; protein kinase binding. Gene Ontology annotation, biological process: intermediate filament cytoskeleton organization; protein localization to cytoskeleton; signal transduction. The record is from RefSeq and is a predicted model, not a curated record. Gene Ontology annotation, cellular component: keratin filament. NCBI's taxonomy places the organism in Eukaryota, Metazoa, Chordata, Mammalia, Carnivora, Phocidae. The transcript is spliced from 4 exons.
GCCGGGCCGGGGGGGGGAGGUCUCCUGGGCCGCGUGUACCGGCGUGGCCGCGAGCGCCCUCGCACGACGCCGGCCCGGCAAGAGCGGAGUGGGAAGGGGCCCCGGGCCCCGGGGCGAGCCUGCCCGGGCCGUCCUUACUCGCUCCCGCCCUCGCGGCCUAGCUGGAGCCUGGGGAGGGUGCUGGGCCUGGCCUGGACCCCUCCCUGAGGGGCCCCGCCCUGGGCUCCCUGGACCGGGGGUGGCAGGGGAGGCCGAGGCGCAGUCUGGUGUCCUGCGUGAAGUGCCGGGAGAGCGGAAGGCCCCGGUACCCUCGCGCCCAAGUCACCGACCUGGGGCGGGUGGAUGGGACACCGGGCCCAGGCAGCCGCGAGUUCCUUGGGCGCACUAAGCCCUUCUGGCCCUGCGGGGCACCCCCCGAAGACUACAACUCACCAGCUUCAGUCUGUGCGUCCCAGCUGGCCGAAUCCCACCCCCCAACCUCGUCCCCGUGGCCCGAGGCUGGCAAAGGCUUCUGCGGGGAACCCGUGCUCCCACCUGUACUCAGCGCACGGCUCGUCGCCUUGUGCUCCUUCCAGUCGCUUGGAAAACCCACCUCCUACCCAGGUGGGAAGUCCCUCGUUAGGGGCCCACUAGAGCCCUGAGGGCCCUGAGGAUGUGUCCGCCUUGUGUCAGGGGUCAGAGGUCAGCAGCAAAGGAGCAGAUUCCUGCUGAGUCAUCGGCCUGGGUGGGAUAAGUGCCUCUCCCUCCCUCAGGACAGGCGUUCAGUGGGCAGAUGUGUGAGGAGCCACACUGUUGGGGCCCUGUCGGGGGCUGGAGAGUGGCCUCUGCCCAGUUCACAGUUCAGGGGUGUGCAAGGUGAAAGGAGGGAAGUCAGUGGGGUCACGGUAUUACUGUGUGAGGCCAUGCAGGGCCCCCUGGUGUGGGCACUCAGGAUAGGCACCCCGUUGCUGAUGAGUCCUGUCUGCUGCGGGGGCCCUGGGCACCGUGGCACCCGCCCCCCCCCCCCCCAGCUGCUGCCAGCCUGGACCGUUUCUGUUGAUUCCCCUUCUCAGUGAAGUGCAGGGGACUUCAGGGGUCCCCAGCUUGGGAAGUGCUCCUUCUCAAAUAUAGUGAGCAGCAUGUGCCCCCAAGCCCUGCCUGGUCUGACACUGGCCCCAUACAGCCACAUUCCAGGGUCUUCCCCGCCCCCCCCCACCCUCUGUUGGAUACUGUGGGAGACCCCGCUACAGACAGACCUGCACCUUGUGCCCCAGUGGAGUCUGCCUCAGAACAGUAUGGGUAUCGUGUGUAACCACGGAGGGUGGUGCCCUCAGGAAGGAACGGCAGAACAGCUUUCCUGCAGACCCUCUCCCAGGUAUCAUCUCCCACCCCCACGGCACGUCCAGUCUGCCUGUCACCCCCCAGGAGAGCAGACAGGAGAGGUCCCUCGGGUCGUCAUACACAACAGUCUUGACCCUGACAUUCUCCAGUGCCCAGCUGCCUCCGACCACCCAGUGACCCUGGCCAGUCAGCAGCAACCAGCUGCCCCUGUGGACUAGGGCACACUGUGCAGUCUGGCAAGACCAGCAUCCAGGAACCUGAGGGCUAGGUGGGAUCCGAAUCCAGCUCUGUCCCAGCCCCAAGCAGCGGCUGGGGUGGGGUGGGCGUGCCUGGGGCUCUCCUUCCAGGGUAGGAGGAGGACAGGUAUCUAGGCAGUUCAGGGAUUGGAUUGAUGCCCCCUGGGGAUCCAAAAGAGGCCCCCAUGUGGCCUUCCAGAGCUAAAGGCAGCUUCUCCCAGCCUAGGCUCCCUCCAGGCCCUUGGGAGGCAGGUGGACUGGAGUGGACCAGGCGGGGCUUAGGUGUCAGCAUGAAGUUGGGACAAGGGGAGAGGCACAUCUGGAGCCCAGGAUGAGCCUGAUGGCCACAGCCCAGGGCUCAGGCUUCAUCCAGAGCACAGCGGGGAGCAGGGCAUGGCCAGAGACAGAAGACCGCCACUGGCAUGCAGGGCUGGGCUUAGCUAUGCAGGACUCUAAGCUUGUGGAGAGCCAGGAGGCUGCUGCCCGGAUCUGCCAGGGGGUGUGGCUCAGGGGUUUUUAUCUAAGGUGGGACAGUGGCUAGAAAGGUGGAUGGGUCAAAGGGAAGGGAGUGGUCCUGGUGGACAGGGACAAAGGGCAGGGGUCAGAGUUUGGAUGGCUGUGCAGUCUGCGAAUAGGUUGGGGCUCAGAGUGUGUGACCCCAUAGGACAGGUGCUGAGGCCUGGGACAAAAGUGACAAGUUUUGUGGGCUGAGCUCACAUUGGGCCAGGCACGGGAGCAGGUCAGCCCAGGCAGCUGCAUUUUACAGUGCAGGUAAUGAGCCAGAGAGGCCCAGCGAGUGGCCCUGGGCCCCCCCUCGCCCCCCUGUACUGCGGACAGAGACACACAGGUGGGGGGCCACCUGACUUGUUCAGUACACGAUUUCGUUCAGGGCCCACGAAAAUGCAUUAAUGCCCAAAUCAGAAGAAAAAAGCCAAUAUAAUAAAGAAUCCAGCCUGGAUUAUAUUUUCUUUAUGCCAACAAUCAUAAAAUACUGGUUUUCUUUUUAUGGAGGAAGGGGCCCACAAAGAAGUACCUGGGUCACAGGAGCCAUAAAGGAACCCUGAGUGGGGGCUUCGUGCAGCCAGAGCCCCUGCCUGGAAACCAGGGUGCAGGCGCUCCUGAGGUCCCGGGAAGAGGAAGGGCCCCACCAGCACGGAGCAACAUGAGACAGGGCCGGGGCACCCUCCCGGCACCCCGCCAGCCAGGGGCAUCCUGGGACCCGCUCAGGGUCACAGACAGCCCUUGCUACAGCGCGUGUCUGCACAUGGUGGGUGGCGGGGAGCGGGCCCAGUGCCGCUGCCCCAGGAAUGUGUCUCCCUGCCCCUCCCCAGGCCCCUGGCCCCGACAUGGCCCGUCGCUCCCAGAGCUCCUCGCAGGGGGACAACCCGCUGGCACCUGGGUACCUGCCACCUCACUACAAAGAGUACUACCGCCUGGCAGUGGAUGCCCUGGCUGAGGGAGGGCCAGAGGCCUACAGCCGCUUCCUGGCGUCUGAGGGGGCACCUGCCUUCCUGUGCCCUGAGGAGCUGGAGCACGUGAGCCGCCACCUGCGGCCCCCACAGCAUGUUGCUCGCGAGCCCCCCGAAGGCAGCCCUCCCAAUGUGGACAUGGAUGGCUCCUCAGGCACCUACUGGCCCAUGAACUCCGACCAGGCGGUGCCUGAGCUUGACCUGGGCUGGCCCCUGACCUUCGGCUUCCAGGGCACUGAAGUCACGACCCUGGUACAGCCACCGCCGCCUGACAGCCCCAGCAUCAAGGAUGAGGCUCGAAGGAUGAUCCGCUCUGCCCAGCAGGUGGUGGCCGUGGUGAUGGACAUGUUCACCGACGUGGACCUGCUUGGUGAAGUGCUGGAGGCAGCGGCUCGCCGUGUCCCGGUCUACAUCCUCUUGGAUGAGAUGAAUGCGCAGCACUUCCUAGACAUGGCCGACAAGUGCCGCGUCAACCUGCACCACGUGGAUUUCCUGCGCGUGCGCACUGUGGCAGGCCCCACCUACUACUGCCGCACUGGGAAGUCCUUCAAGGGCCACGUGAAGGAGAAGUUCCUGCUAGUGGACUGUGCCGUGGUUAUGAGUGGGAGCUACAGCUUCAUGUGGUCCUUCGAGAAGAUCCACCGAAGCCUGGCGCACGUGUUCCAGGGCGAGCUGGUCUCCAGCUUCGAUGAGGAGUUCCGCAUCCUGUUCGCGCAGUCCGAGCCUCUGGUGCCCUCAGCCGGGGCACUGGCCCGCAUGGAUGCUUACGCCCUGGCUCCAUACGCGGGAGCCGGGCCCCUUAUGGGCGGCCAGGUGACCGGCGCGCCGACCCCUUUCUCCUUCCCCAAACGGGCGCACCUCCUGUUCCCACCGCCUCGGGAAGAGGGCCUGGGUUUCCCCUCCUUCCUCGACCCCGACCGCCACUUCUUGUCUGCUUUCCGCCGGGAGGAGCCAGCGCGGAUGCCCGCGGGAGCCCUGGAGCCGCACGCGGGACUGCGGCCGCUAUCGCGGCGGCUGGACGCGGAGGCAGGACUAGGGGGAGAGCUCGCGGGCCCGCGCGGCUUCUUUCAGGCCCGGCAUCUGGAGAUGGACACCCUAAAGCGGCACAGCUACGCGGCCGCCGACGGCACCGGCGCGGUGGAGAACUUCGCGGCUGCGCGGCAGGUGUCACGGCAGACGUUCCUCAGCCACGGCGACGACUUCCGCUUCCAGACCAGUCACUUCCACCGUGACCAGCUCUACCAGCAGCAUUACCAGUGGGACCCGCAGCUGGCGCCGGCGCGGCCGCAGGGCCUGUUUGAGAAGCUGCGCGCUGGCCGCCCCGGCUUCGCCGAGCACGACGACUUCGCGCUGGGGCCCGGGCCGCGCUUCCCCGAGCUCGGCCCCGACGGACACCAGCGGCUGGACUACGUGCCGUCCAGCGCGUCGCGCGAGGUGCGCCACGGCUCAGACCCCGCCUCGGGGCCCGGGCCCCGCGGCCUGGAACCCAGCGGAGCCCCACGCCCCAACCUGGGCCAGCGCUUCCCGUGCCAGGCAGUGGCAAGGCAGGGCCCAGACGCCGCGCCCGACGCAGAGCAGGAGCGCAGGGGCGGGCCCGAGGGGCGGGCGGGGCUGCGGCACUGGCGCUUGGCGUCCUACCUGAGCGGUUGCCAUGGCGAGGACGCGGGCGAGGAGGGCCUGCCGGCACCCUUGGAGGCUGAGGCCUAUGAAGACGACGUUCUGGUGUCCGGCGGCCGAAUGGCCCCCGGGGACCUGCUCCCCUUAGCCUCCCGUGCGCCCUACCCGGCCAAGGGCCUGGUGCCCUGCUCCGGCGGCGGUGGUGGCGACAGCCCAGAGCGCGAGGGCCUGGAGGAGGCAGGUCUGGCCAGGCAGGACUCCUUCCGCUCGCGCUUGAACCCGCUGAUCCAGCGCAGCUCGCGCCUGCGCUCCUCCCUGAUCUUCAGCGCUUCGCAGGCCGAGGGCGCCGGUGGGGCCCUGGCGGCCACUACCGAGAAGACGCAGCUGCUGCACAAGGAGCAGGCGGUCAGCGAGAUGCUGGGCCCCGGCGGCGAGGCCAUGCGCUCCGCCACUUCCACCAAGGUGGCCGAGCUCCUGGAGAAAUACAAGGGCCCGGCGCGUGAUGCCGGAGGGGCGGGGGCCCCAGUCACAGUCGCCAGCCAUAGCAAGGCUGUUGUGUCCCAGGCGUGGCGGGAGGAGGCGGUGGCGCCGGGUGGGGCGGGGAGCGAGCGCCGCAGCCUCGAGAGUUGCCUGCUGGACCUGCGCGACUCCUUCGCACAGCGGCUGCACCAGGAGGCUGAGAGGCAGCCGGGAGCAGCCACGCUUACUGCCACCCAGCUGCUAGACACGCUGGGCCGGAGCGGCACCGACCGGCUGCCCUCUCGCUUUCUCUCUGCCCAGGGCCGCUCCGCCUCCCCACAAGGGCGGGUCAGCCCCCCGCUGGAGGGGCCUGGGCCGCGCCAGGCACCUCACCCUGAGCCGAGAGGGAGCCCCACCUCGGCCUAUCCCGAGCGCAGGGGCAGCCCGGUCCCCGCUGUGCCAGAGCGCAGGGGCAGCCCGGUCCCCGCUGUGCCAGAGCGCAGGGGCAGCCCGGUCCCUCCUGUGCCGGAGCGCAGGGGCAGCCCGGUCCCCCCUGUGCCGGAGCGCAGGGGCAGCCUCACCCUUCCCUUCUCCGAGGAGUCUCCCAAGACGGGGGCCGCGGAGGAGACGGCUGGCGGCCCCAUGGAAGUCUUGCGCAAGGGCUCCCUGCGCCUCCGCCAGCUGCUGAGCCCCAAGGCUGAGCGGCGCACGGAGGAAGAGGGCGGCUUCCCAGCGCCGCAGGAGAACGGGCAGCCCGAGAGCCCCCGGCGGCCGUCGCUGGGCAGGGCUGAGAGCACUGAGGCUGCCAUUGGAGACGAGCGGGGCCCGCGGGCGCGCAUGGGCUCCACCACGGCCAACGCCUUGUACAGCAGCAACCUGCGGGACGACACGAAAGCCAUUCUGGAGCAGAUCAGCGCCCACGGCCAGAAGCACCGCGGGGUCCCCGCCCCGGCCCCGGGCCUGGCUCACAGCAGUCCUGAGCUAGGCCGCUCACCAGCUGCUGGCGGCCUGGCCCCUGACAUGUCCGACAAGGACAAAUGCUCUGCCAUCUUCCGUUCGGACAGCUUGGGGACCCAGGGAAGGCUGAGCCGCACCCUGCCUGCCAGCGCCGAGGACCGCGACCGGCUGCUGCUCCGCAUGGAGAGCAUGCGCAAGGAGAAGCGCGUCUACAGCCGGUUUGAGGUCUUCUGCAAAAAGGAAGAGGCCGGAGGCCCGGGGGCAGGGGAGGGCACAGCAGAGGACGACACCAGGGACAGCAAAGUGGGCAAGUUCAUGCCCAGGAUCCUGGGUACUUUCAAAAGGAAGUGAGCCUCCUGGCCCCCCAGCCCCGGACCAGGCGCCCCCUCGCUGCCACCCACCAGGCAGGGCACCUGGCUCUCCUCCCCUCAAGGCGGCGUGGAAGCGGCUGAGUACCGCCAGAGCUUGGCUGCGCCUGGAGCUCACCCAGUAGCUGGCCUGCCUUUUGCCCUGGCCGCUCCCCGCUGGGGCGCGAGCCCCUCACUGCCCCUCCUCCAGCUCCAUCUGUGCCCCUGGGCCCUGAGCCUCCCAUUCCUGCGCAUCUGCCUCCACCAUCUCUCUGGGCUUCAGGUCCCCUUUAGACCUUCAUUCACCUCAGGGCCCCGUCUUUUUGUGCCUUACGCCCCCACCUUGGGGGGGGCCCAUCUCUUUGUGCCUCAGUCCCCCAUCUUUGGGGGCUCCACGUCUCAGGGCUUCCAUGUCUCAGGGUUCGCCUCUGCUCACUGCCUCCUGGCUCUACGGCUUCCUCACAGCUGCCUCUUGCCCGCCUCCUGGCAGCCCCAGCCUCUCCCCUGGCCGGCCGGGGUCUCUCCCUCCACCCCUGGUGGCUCAGUCUUCACUUCCUGCCCUGCUUGCGUUCCUCCUCACUGCCUCCCUCUCUGCGUCCUGGCAGCCUUUUCAGUGGCCCACCCUGGGGAGGCAGAGCUGGCUGACUGUCCUGCCAGGAGAACGGAGACCGACCCAGCCUCUCUUCCUGCAGGGCUGCAGCCAGCACCCCAGACCCCUACUAGGGGUGAGAGCACUGGGGGCGCAGCACCAUAAAGCCAGGUCUCCAUGCAUGCUGGGCCUCGGCCCUGCCCUGGAACGCUUGUCCUCGAACAGCUGAGGGCAGGGCUUCGGUGUGGCAAUGCCUGAGCCCCAGCCCAUUGCUCCAAGGGUCCUGGUCCUUCGGGUGCGCAGCAGACCCCGACUGCAACCUGGUCUGGAUCCUUCCCUCUUUGUCACCAACCUGCAAAGUCAAAGCUUCCCCACUUACCUUUCCUGUAUCUUUUUCAUCUCUGGAGAGUGACUUUGAUUUGGAAUAACACAUUUUAACACCAAACGCUUAGGAAGUCCCCCACUGUAAGUGCUCGCAUUGUGAAGUUAGUAUUUCUGCAACCCUUUUUUUUAAGAAUAAGAAAUCGAAAUCACGCAGACUGGGAAAGGAUUUAAGGAACAAGGCCACUGAGCAAAGGCAGCACUUCUGACUCCAGACAGCUGGAGAAGGGAGGGCGGGGAGGCUGGGGGAUACUUUGGUUCAGGUGGAAAAGGUCACUGAGGAGCCAGAUGCGCUGGAGUGUUUUUUGGCCUUGAUGUGCUUGCUGACCUGUUUGCUCUCGCGUGCUUGGCGCGGCCCGUUGCUAAGGGGGAGCCCAUGCAGCCUCCUGUCUGCAUCCUCCACGUUGUGCUGAAUAACACAACUCAAAUGUGAUUCUGCACAUUUUGGUGUUAAUAAAACACAACAAAAUAUUCCAACACA